This is a messenger RNA of Glycine soja, 939 nucleotides long. RefSeq lists its product as uncharacterized. The record is from RefSeq and is a predicted model, not a curated record. Bases 1 to 939 code for a protein of 312 amino acids. NCBI's taxonomy places the organism in Eukaryota, Viridiplantae, Streptophyta, Magnoliopsida, Fabales, Fabaceae. The transcript has a single exon.
AUGCCGCUCUACACCAAAUUCAUGAAGGACAUUCUCACCAAAAAGGGGAAGUACAUUGAUAAUGAGAGCAUUAUAGUGGGAGGCAACUGCAUUGCGGUGAUACAAAGGAACCGACCCAAGAAAUUUAAAAACCCUGGGAGUGUGACAAUCCCUUGCACCAUAGGGAAUGAAUCAGUAGGGAAGGCUCUCAUUGACUUAGGGGUAAGUAUCAACUUGAUGCCCCUAUCAAUGUGUAGAAGAAUUGGAAACCUGAAGAUAGAUCCUACCAAGAUGACGCUCCAGCUCGCAGAUCGAUCAAUCACCAGACCAUACGGGGUAGUGGAAGAUGUCCUCGUCAAAGUCCGCCACUUUACUUUUCCGGUAGAUUUUGUCAUCAUGGACAUAGAAGAAGAUAAAGAGAUUCCUCUUAUCUUAAGCAGACCCUUUAUGCUAAUUGCCAACUGCGUGGUAGAUAUGGGGAAUGGUAAUCUGGAAAUGAGUGUCGAUGACCAAAAGGUAACCUUCAACCUUUUCGAAGCAAUGAAAUACCCAAAGGAAUAUAAAAGGUGCUUCAAGGUGGAGGAGGUCGAUAAAGAAGACAUCGAUGCUCUUCAAACCACACAAACUUCACUGGAGAAAGCUUUGAUCAAUGUUGUAGAUUGUCUAACCAGUGUAGAGGAGAAGGAUCUAAGGUCUUACUUAAAAGACUUAGAUCAUGAAGAAGAUAUUCUUGUAGGGGGGACUAGUUUUGAAGAAUUGAAAAAUGGGAGUCCAUCCAAGAAGACCAAGAUGGAGCUAAAAAUCUUACCCAACCACCUAAAGUAUGUGUUCUUGGUGGAGAACGAGACCAAGCCUGUGGUGAUCAACAGUAAGCUAACAGUAGAGGAAGAAAACAUGUUGGUAGAGGUCCUUAAGAGACAUAGAGAGGCAAUAGGGUGGCACAUAUCAGAUCUAAAAUGA